AUGUCUUCCAUUACUGAUAGUAAGGGAGGAUUCUUUUUCGUUUACGGAUAUGGUGGCACUGGGAAGACUUUUCUUUGGAAUGCAUUAACUUCAUCAUUAUGUGCAAAGGGUGAUAUUAUACCCACUGUCGCAUCAAGUGGCAUUGCUGUAACAUUAUUACCUUCAGGGAGGACAGCUCAUUCAAGAUUUGCAAUUCCUAUCCAAAUUUCUGAGACUUCAAUGUGCUCAAUUAGUCAAAAUUCAUGUUUAGGUCAACUCAUUCAAUGCACAAAGCUUAUUAUUUGGGACGAAGCACUUAUAGUUCAGCGUUAUUGCAUUGAAGCAUUUGAUCGUUCAUUAAGAGAUAUCAUGCAUUGUAAUUUACUGUUUGGAGGAAAAUGUAUUCUAAUGGAUGGGGACUUCCGUCAAAUACUACUAGUGAUUCCAAAAGGGACAAGGGCUUUUGUUGUUGAUGCAUACAUAAGUUCUUCCUAUCUAUGGGAUAGUUGUACAAUUUUCACCUUAACAAAGAACAUGAGAUUAACAUGUUCUGACUCAACAAGUGAUUAUCACGAGAUUGAAUGGUUUUCUAAGUGGCUGCUAGACGUUGGAGAUGGAAAAUUAGGUGAACCUAAUGAAGGUCCCACUGAGAUAGAAGUACCUGAUAAGUUGUUAGUUCGUAAUUCUGAUGAUCCGGUUAAGUCAAUAGUCGAGGCAACUUACAGUGAUAUAUUGGAAAAUAUAGGAUCAAAUGCAUAUUUGAAUGAUAGAGCAAUUCUAGCACCUACAAUUCAGAUGGUUGACCAAAUAAAUCAGUACAUGUGCUCUUUGUUGCUAGGUGAAACACAUGAGUACUUGAGUUGUGAUUCUGUUUGCCAAGCAUCUAAUGAUAGUGACAGCUUUGACAAUCUUUACACCACUGAGUUCCUCAACACAAUUAAUAGCUCUGGUUUGCCACCACACAAAUUAUCACUAAAAGUAGGGGUACCAAUUAUGUUGUUGAGGAACAUAGAUCAAGCAGAAGGUCUAUGCAAUGGUACUCGUCUUCGCAUCACAAAGUUGGGAAAAACAAUUAUUGAAGCAGUAACAUUGAAUGGAUCUAAACCAAAUCAGAAAGUUUUGAUACAUAGGAUGGACAUGAAUCCGUCAGAAAGUAGAUGGCCCUUUCGAAUGUGA
This is a messenger RNA of Neltuma alba, 1155 nucleotides long. Its product is annotated as ATP-dependent DNA helicase pif1-like. NCBI's taxonomy places the organism in Eukaryota, Viridiplantae, Streptophyta, Magnoliopsida, Fabales, Fabaceae. The transcript has a single exon. Gene Ontology annotation, biological process: telomere maintenance; DNA repair. Bases 1 to 1155 code for a protein of 384 amino acids. Gene Ontology annotation, molecular function: DNA helicase activity. The record is from RefSeq and is a predicted model, not a curated record.